Grosmannia clavigera kw1407 is the source of this 207-nucleotide messenger RNA. RefSeq lists its product as uncharacterized. Lineage: Eukaryota; Fungi; Ascomycota; Sordariomycetes; Ophiostomatales; Ophiostomataceae. The record is from RefSeq and is a predicted model, not a curated record. The transcript is spliced from 2 exons. Bases 1 to 207 code for a protein of 68 amino acids.
AUGAAGUUCUCUCUGUGCAUUGCGGCUCUUGUGUCUGUCGCCGUCGCCAGCUCUAUGCAGGAUCACCAGGAUUUCGUCAAGCGUCAGGUAGACAGCGGCAACGCCCAGGGCGAGGUGCCUGCAGAAGUGGCUGCCAUGACCGACGCCGACGGCAACGUGGUGGAGUUUGACGCCAGCAAAGUCGUCCUCGGUGCGGCCAGAAUGUGA